UUGAAAGUUGGCACAUAAAGUCGAGUAGUAAAAUCGAACCGCGAAAUCAGCUGUCGAAGAAGUGUGUCGACUAACAUCUCGGAACUUAUUGAGCCUACUUACCAUUGUAUUGAUACGUUAUUGUAUUAAUAUCUGCCUAUCUUGGUACUUAAUCUAGAUCUUAUCCACGCCAGAUCCUGAUAACUUCUAAUUAUACCGAGUUAAAGAAAGUAGGUAGCUAAUUAUUUUUUGGCUAUGGUUGAAUGGUAAAAAACUUAGAAUUCGGAUAAUUCAAUGGAACAGAAUUUCGAAAUGUUACAACACUGUAGAAGAUUACGAAUGAAUUUGUUGGUAGGACAAAGACUUUGUGCUAAAAGAUGACAAAUAAAAGAACACAAUUAAUACCCACAGAAAAUUAACCUUUGCUAGGUAUACGUACCGUAAGUUGGAAAUACUGUAACUUUCAGACCCCGAACUUACCUUCUUGCAACCGUAGAGUAUCACGCACAUAUGCGUCAAGAGUUGAAAAGGUCAACAUUUCCAAGAAAGUGAGAUGCAUUUAGUUGUGAUACUUUGGCUACAGGCCAAAUACUUAGGUAUUUAUAUAGGUACCUGUACUGUAGUAUUUGGUGUAUGUAUACCACUAUUGCAAGCACCCAUGUAUUUUAGCUCUGGGUAGGUAUAUACUAAAUUUUCUGCAGAUUUACAAUUUCAGAUUGUAAAACAUUGAAAAUUUUUGCUUCUUCGCCACUGUUUUAUUUCCCAAUCGCUAUUACCUAUUCUUUGUCUAUUUAUGAGAUGUCUUCUGAGUAUUCUUCGACCAGUCUAUCUGUACCACUUGUUACCACUAAGCAGUAAAACUGGAGCUACAUAUCCUUGUUCAUGUUUGUGUCUAUUCUCUCUGUAUGGACACGCAAAAAUAUGCUUGGGGCGUGAUAACUUCCGUGGUUUGUUUUAUUUAGUAAAGACCGUUUUUAGUAAAGAAUAUGAUGACACGUGCAAAUAUGAUUUGUAUUGGCAUCGUCAGGCAGAGGAAGCAGCGACUUAUCUCGGAAAUUGCAGAGAGGAUGCGCUACUACAGACGACAUUGAGGACCAAUCAGGCGGACCUCACAUAAAUGGUGAAUGCGCAGUUUCUUUUAUACGCAAACCUGCUAAUAUCUUGAUGUAGACGGCAUUGAUAUCACUGGGUAUCUUCUGGACCUUACUAUCCGGUUCAGAUAGGUAGGUAUCUACAUGUAUCGUAAUGUUGGAAGCCAUAAUAAACAACGAGGUCUCAUAAACCAGCUGUAUCCAUGACAACUGUUGUUGUUUGAAUCAAAGAUGUUGACUUAUUUGAUAGCUGUCGUUCGAUGUAAUACGUAUUUCUUAAUUUUCUAGGAUCACUAGUAGUUUUUUAUUCAAUAUAUUUAAUUAGUCACAGUAGCGACCAUGACUACUCAGUCGCCGCCUAAUAUUUCCGCUCGGAUUUUCUACGGACUUCGCACAGAUAUUCAGUACAAUGCCCACUAUUUGUCGGAGUCAGAGAUUCUGUACCCUGCUGGCGGAGUCAUCGUCAUCCACAACCACCUCCAGAAGAAACAGAAGUUCAUCAGGCUACAAGAUAAGCACAAACCAAUCAAGUCCUUGGUUCUGGCGCCGAACCGACGAUGGCUCGCGUUAAACGAGAUUGCAGAAGAGGGUCAAAAACCUAUUAUAACUAUCUAUGACCUCACGACGUACAAACGCCGAAAGAUUUUGACUGUUCCCUUUGAGCAUUCACAAGCAAGAGAGUUCGCGUGUGUGCAGUUUACCCACGACUCAAAAUAUCUUGUGGCGAUAACUGGCGAGCCGGACUGGUAUUUGUACUACUAUAAUUGGGACAAGGGCAAGGUUGAAAGCCACGCUAAGGCGCAAAACCCGAGCGGUCAAGGCAUCGUUCGAAAUGUGUCAUGCAAUCCCACGGAUGCGACUCUGGUGGUUAUAACAGGACCGUACACUUUCCGCAUUAUGAAUGUGUCUGAAACUGUUUGGCGUCAGUGGGGCUGGUGUAAAGCUGAAAACACAAUCAUAACCAGCUGCAUGUGGCUAACGCCGGACCGCAUCAUGUUCGGCACAGACAACGGGAUGAUCAUGAUGGUGGAGAACGGCGAACUUAGACAGAAUUGCAUUUUUAAAGCCGCUGAAGUCACGGAAAUGUCGCUGAAGAAAGUUGAGGCUGAACAGGAGCAAGAUACGACAGAUAGAGCCAGCACGUCCAGCAGGCAAGACUCGGCCAGUGAAGACAAGGGAGACGAGGAAAGUUAUCCAGUCACCAGCUUUGUCAAUUUCGCUAAAGGAUUUGUAUUCGGUUGUGGGCCAGGGUAUGUCCACAUGUUUGAAAAGGAAUCCCUCCAUCAAUGGAGAAAGAGAAAUGUCUUUAGGAUUAGUAAAAAAUCUUACAAGCAUACUCGUGAGCAUCCACUGUGGUCUACACUUGAUGAAAUUCAACACAUUACAGUUGAUCCUAAUCAAGAAACCGUGCUUAUAACAACUUUGAGGAAGCAAUUGUACUAUGUGAAAUUGUUUGGACAGCACAUGUUACAGAACCCCGAGAUAACAUUCAGCGAACUGGGUCCAGCGAUGCAUUAUGGUCGUAUAAACUCCUUAUCGAUGUGUGCCUGGAAACCAAUAUUCAUGACGGCGGGAGAACAGGACAAGAGCAUAAGGAUCUGGAACUACAUGACAGAUGAUGUGGAGAUGAUCAAAUUGUACCAGGAGGAAAUCCACUGUGUCUCCUUGCACCCUACCGGUCUGUUUGCAAUUGUUGGCUUUUCGGAUAAACUUCGUUUUAUGGUGGUGUUAAUAGAUGACUUUGAAGUCAUGAGAGAGUUUCCUAUAAGGAAUUGCAAGCAAGCCAAGUUUAGUAGCAAUGGACAUUUGUUUGCUGCAGUCAACGGUCAAGUCAUACAAGUGUUUUCUUCGGUGUCAUUUCAGAAUGUUUUUAAUUUAAAAGGACAUAAUGGGAGGAUUACCAGUCUAUCAUGGUCGGCAAAAGACUUAACAAUGAUAUCGUGCGGCACUGAAGGCGCUGUGUAUGAAUGGAGUAUGGUGACUGGACAACGAGUUGGAGAAGUUAUUUUGAAAACUAACCAGUUUAAUGCUUGCGCUGUAAAUAGCAUUGGGAAAACAGUGUACGGUGUUGGAUCCGAUGGAGAAAUCAAAGAAAUUGGUGCUAAUACCAUUAGAAGAAAUUUGAGCUUGAUCGGCGCCCCUCUGGAUACGGUCGUACUUUCUCGAUCGGACUUGAUGCUAUUUAUUAGCGGUGGACCAGGAGGAAUUACCUCAAUACAGCUGCCGUUGUUAGACAAAGCUAUAUUCAACGAAUUUCAUAUGCACAACAAAAGAGUGACUGGUAUUGCGCUUUCAUACGACGACCAAACAUUGGUCUCUGUGGCCGAGGAUGCUUCCAUUUGUUUGUGGAGGCUGACGAACGCUGAUGGAAGAGCUAUCGCAUUGGAUAAAGAUUUCGCGUACUCCAAAGAAAUUUUGAUAAGCAAAAGGGAUUUACAGGAGAAAAUAAAUAACAUAAAUUUAUUGAGUACGCGAAUGAGUGAACUUGAAACAGAGCACACAUAUCAAUUACGUCAAGCUGAGGCGACACAAGCAGAAAAAUUGAAGGAGGUUCAUGAAGGCUAUUGCGCUGCCAUUGAGGAACUCAAGGAAAAGAACGAGCAAAUGGAAAAUGAACACACUCACGAAAUAGGAAUGAUUCAACAAGAUAUAGCUAAGUUGCGGUCGGGCCACGAGAGAACGUUGCAAGCCUUAGAAGCCGAUUUCAAUGUUAGACUGAUUAGCGAGUACGACAGAUACCAGAGUCUUGAAGACAAGACGGCUAGAAUGAGAAAAGAUUAUGAGCAAAGGCUAGAAGAACUCGCAGAGAGCAAACGACAAGCCCUGAGGGAAAUGAAUAACAUGUUUGAAUCGAGGUUGGAAGAAAAAGAUCUUAUGCUGCAAGAGUUACAAGAACAAGCAGAUAUGGAGAAAAAAGAACACGAAACAAUUAAAACAUCUAUCGAAGAAGAUGCUGAUCGUGAAAUUAUUGAAAUUCGUACAGCAUACGAAGUUCAGUUGAAGGAAGAAAAAGAUUCUAAUGUGCGUCUCAAAGGAGAAACGGGGCUUAUGAAAAAGAAAUUGAUUAGUGCGCAUAAAGACAUUGACGAAUUCAAACAUCAAAUAUCACAACUAAAAGCCGAACAUAAACAGUUCCAAAAAGUAAUUUCAACUCUUGAACGUGACGUUGCGGACUUGAAGAAAGAAAUUGGCGAACGAGACAGUUCAAUACAGGACAAAGAAAAGAGAAUAUACGAACUGAAACGAAAGAAACAAGAGCUUGAGAAGUAUAAGUUUGUAUUGAACUUCAAGAUCACUGAAUUGAAGAAUCAGAUAGAACCUAAAGAACGACAAAUCCGAGAGUUAACACAUCAAAUUGAUGAUAUGGAGAACGAGGAGUUAAAACUAUUGAAUGUGAAACAUGAACUUGAACUUAAAAUACAGCAACUUAAUGAAAAGUUAAGUUCGGCUAAAAAAGACUUCUUGGCUGAAGCGGAUAGGAACUUAACAUUGAAAAAUACAUUAAAGAAAAUUAAAAUCGAUCUCCACAACAUGACUGCCGAGUUCCAAGAUCCUAUGAAGUUAAAGUUAGCAGUGAAAACUCUAUUUCACAAAUACGUGGAAGACAUCGAUUUUGUCCGGAGUCGCAUAGCGGACGACGAAGCAGUUCGGGAGUUCAAUCGUCAGAGAGAUCACUUGGAGAAGCAGGUGGCAGGCCUCAAGUACCAGCUCAACAAAGCCCUCGGCGGCUCCAAGAGCGAUAUCGGCAAAAUUAUGGACGAAAACUGCACACUGCUUACGGAGAUCAACAACCUGCGUACCGAGUUGAAAUCUACUCGUACUAGAUGCUUCCAAAUGGAAUCAAUCCUGGGCCUCUCUGCUCGGUACAUUCCUCCGGCCACUGCGCGCGCCAAACUCAAACACGUUACCGAAGACAGGGAGAAACUCGAUGAGAAAUUCAAGCAGAAAAUUGAGGAAAAGGAGGAAGUUAUUACGGCAUUGAAGGAAGAAAACGAACGCUUGCUUGUGAAAGUGAGGUGCAAGGGAGAUGAACCAUCGUGGGCAUACGACGCUAAUGCUCAAUAUUAAUGUACCUUAGAACAUGUUUGAAUAGAUUAUUUACCUACUACUCAAUAUUAUAUUUCAAUUAAUAAAGUAUCUGACUAUAAA
Helicoverpa zea (corn earworm) is the source of this 5219-nucleotide messenger RNA. It is a transcript of the gene tous, whose product is annotated as cilia- and flagella-associated protein 57. Lineage: Eukaryota; Metazoa; Arthropoda; Insecta; Lepidoptera; Noctuidae. The record is from RefSeq and is a predicted model, not a curated record. Gene Ontology annotation, molecular function: protein binding. The transcript has 22 exons. Bases 1410 to 5138 code for a protein of 1242 amino acids.